Molecule: messenger RNA, 565 nt
Organism: Tuber aestivum (summer truffle)
Lineage: Eukaryota; Fungi; Ascomycota; Pezizomycetes; Pezizales; Tuberaceae
Source: the annotation of a GenBank genome assembly
AUGAGUAAACCCUCACAACAUGGUCCCGUUCCCCUCCCCCCCUUCCUCCGGAAAAUAGCCCACAGCUAAUAUCAUACCAACAGACCCCUCAAACCUAGGCCCCAUCGCCGCCCCCGUCUCCCUCGGCGCCACAUGCUCAAGGCCCUACCGCAGGCAAACACGUAAACCCCAAACCCUCGACUCCUGGGAAGACGCAUCCACCUCAUCUUCCUCGGAUGACGAAGCUAACCAUCCCUCCCCGCCACCACCGACGCCAACAACACCCCUCACUCAGACGCAUACCAGGAAUUCAUCUUCAGUGUCCUCGAUCGCUUCCUCGCGCGAGACCGGUGCCCCCGCCGUCGCGGGUGCGGCAGCGGGGGAAAGGCCGACAACGACGGAUGCCGUCGCCCGAAGGAUGAUUUCCGCCGCCUUGGGCGUUAGGGCUAAGAGUACCAAGGAGCAGCGCGAGUACGACACGGCGGUGAAGGCCGCGGAGCGGAAGAAGAGGGAGGGGGAGAGGGAAAGGAGUAGGCUUGAAGAGGAGGAGAGAGAGAGGGUUAGGAGGGGGAUUUGGGAGGAUUAG